Molecule: messenger RNA, 691 nt
Organism: Schizophyllum commune H4-8
Lineage: Eukaryota; Fungi; Basidiomycota; Agaricomycetes; Agaricales; Schizophyllaceae
Product: U6 snRNA-associated Sm-like protein LSm2
Exons: 5
Coding region: 38-328 (96 amino acids)
Biological process (GO): mRNA splicing, via spliceosome
Cellular component (GO): P-body; precatalytic spliceosome; U4/U6 x U5 tri-snRNP complex
Molecular function (GO): RNA binding
Source: RefSeq, a predicted model, not a curated record
UUCUUUUCCUGAACCGCCAUCGCGCGCCGUGCUCACUAUGCUGAUUUUCUCGGUCUUCAAGACGCUGACCGAUCAGCAAGUGACGGUCGAGUUGAAGAAUGACCUGUCGAUCACGGGCGUGUUGAAGUCGGUGGACCAGUUCCUCAAUAUCCGGCUAGAUGAUAUCAAGGUCCUCGAUGAGGCUAGGCAUCCGCAUAUGAUGGCGGUGAAGAACUGCUUCAUUCGCGGUUCCGUAGUGCGCUACGUGCAGCUCCCUACUGAGCACGUCGACACGCAGUUGUUGGAGGACGCAACAAGAAGAGAGGCGGCCAACCCCAACAAGAAGUAAAGGCCCUCACGAUGCAAUCUUGGACCUUUCUACUGUAUCUACCCUUGGGUUCUCGGUAUAUCCCAUUGUACUCUAGCGCGACGCUGUUAUGAAUGCAGGCACGGCAGCUCACUCAUCCGUUUCGCGUCGACCUUCGGAAGCGCCCUUUGCGCACCUGGAAGCGUUCUCCUCCGCUACUUAUGGUGCGUCGGCGGAGGCAGUAGCACACCAACGUUUGCGGAGCGGCUUCCAGGUUUAGCGCCGUACUAGCGAUCCUCGAUCGAGCUUGGAUGAUUCUCGCCUCGUCCUCGGUGAUGAGCCCCCCCUCUAUGUGCUAUGUAGUCCUUGUCUGAUUGACAGCCAAACGUUCAUCGCCUCUGACCU